AUGCCAGACCACACAACUUUAUAUGUUUGCUCGGCCUUCGUGGCAGGUGUCUCUGUGGCAUUGAUCUGCAAAGAAUUACUGUCAUCGCAUGACCAUGCCAAAGAUUCCACGGCAGCAAAUGAGCAUCCAACAGAGGCGGUUGUUGCACGAACAGGACCUCCUGCGAUCGUCGAAGGUAUCCAAGGCUGCAUAGGGAAUACUCAUCUCUUCCGCAUUAAAUCAUUAUCUGAUGCGACAGGAUGUGAGAUUUUGGGCAAGGCCGAAUUCUUGAACGGUGCUGGACAGAGUUCUAAAGACCGUGUGGCACUGAGUAUGAUCGAAAUUGCCGAAGAGAAGGGUAUCCUGACUCCUUACUCCGGGGAUACCAUAUACGAAGGCACAUCGGGAUCAACGGGGAUAUCUCUUGCAAGUCUCGCUCGAGCCAAGGGCUAUCUAGCUCAUAUCUGCAUGCCCUCGGACCAGGCAAUCGAAAAGUCCAAUCUGCUUUUGAAGCUCGGUGCAAUCGUCGACCGUGUGCCACCUGCGCCUAUUGUCGAGAAAGAAAACUUUGUGAACCGCGCACGGGCACUGGCACAGGCACACACGGAAUCAGCAUCAGUCUCAGUCACCUCGGAGCAGGAUGGUGGCCUCGAGACUCGUGAGAUCGAAGUCCGGGGCCGCGGGUUCUUCGCCGAUCAAUUUGAGAAUGAAGCCAAUUGGCGCGCUCAUCAUUCAGGCACCGGCCCUGAAAUCUACGCCCAGUGUAAUGGGAAAAUUGACGCCUUCGUUGCUGGCGCAGGGACUGGUGGCACUAUCUCAGGCGUCGCACGGUAUCUGAAGCCGUUACUGCCCAACAUGACCGUUGUGCUGGCAGAUCCACAAGGUAGCGGCCUGUACAAUCGUGUGAGAUACGGUGUGAUGUUCGACACAAAAGAACGGGAAGGAACUCGACGACGACCCCAAGUUGAUACGAUUGUCGAAGGCAUCGGAAUCAAUCGUGUUACAGCGAACUUUGAAGCUGGCAAGGAGCUUGUGGACGAUGCGGUGCGUGUGACGGAUGCUCAAGCCCUCGCUAUGGCACGGUGGUUGGUGGAGAAGGAUGGAAUUUUCAUCGGAAGUAGUAGUGCUGUGAACUGUUUCGCCGCGGUCAAGACGGCACAGAAGCUGGGACCGGGUCACCGGAUUGUGACCAUGCUAUCUGAUUCAGGAUCGAGGCAUUUAUCACGUUUCUGGGCUAAGGCCGGGGACGUUGGAGGGGCGAUCGACACGAAAUUGGAGGAGGUCCUUGCAGCGCGUGACGAGGACUUCCAAUAA
Molecule: messenger RNA, 1293 nt
Organism: Penicillium diatomitis
Lineage: Eukaryota; Fungi; Ascomycota; Eurotiomycetes; Eurotiales; Aspergillaceae
Product: putative cysteine synthase
Exons: 5
Coding region: 1-1293 (430 amino acids)
Cellular component (GO): cytoplasm
Molecular function (GO): cysteine synthase activity
Source: RefSeq, a predicted model, not a curated record